GGUCGAGUUCCCAAACUCCCCAGACCCAGCAUCGAUAUCAUCACGAGCAUCAAGUCUCCCCGUGGGGGGCGCUAGGGGCGUUGAUAGCGCGGUUUUUUUCUUCACUUUGCCCCCCCUUACAAGAUGGUUUCAAGCCCAACCGUUGGGUCCAUGGUCCGGUUUUUCCAUGAGUCGGUGUCCGGGGAAAAUGCUUAGCCAAACUGGUGGUCUGCUUUUUGUGCCAUCGACUCUUUAAUACUUCCCCAUUUCUCUCUUCUUGAUCUGGUUCCCACUUCUCAAUUGUCGUUUUUUUGCGGGGGACUCCAUUUUGUUUCCUUAGGAAUACUGCCGACGAUGCAUCAUGAGGGAUGAUACCCCCAAUAUCAUUGCUUCGGCCGCCAUAACACUUCCUCUCGCGACCUUGGCUCUUAUUGCCCGACUUAUUGCGAGGAAGAUCACGAAAGCUGGAUAUGGCAUUGAUGAUGCUUUCGCCGUUGUUGGCUGGGUAUGUUAAACUCUCAUAUGGAUAUGAUGUGUUCUGACAUGGCUCAAGUUGGGCUCAUUGGCCUUGUUGACGAACGGAAUGAUAUGGAUCAAGGAUGGACUGGGAAAGCCAAUGGAGGUUGGACUUACGGACGACUUUACGUUUCACGAUAAAAACCGACUGGCUUGGAUACAUAUGUGGACGACGAGCUUCACUUACACCUUCGCCAUCGCCUUCUCGAAAUUCGCCAUCCUCGCUUUUUACUGGCGUCUCUUCCAAUUCUCCGACAUCCGAAUCCCCAUUCAGGUCCUGUCAUGCAUCACAGUGGCAUGGUUUCUGCUGCGACUCUUCAUGGUGUGUUUGCAAUGUCUACCACUCACAGCAUUAUGGGAUGGAGACCAAGCAACGAGGGAUGCCAAAUGCCAUAUCCGCGAAUCGACGUUUUUCUUCUCGACGGUUUUGACGCACGUUUUGAUCGACUGCGCCAUUCUUAUUCUGCCCGCCAUCGAAAUUGGGAAACUUCAUUUACCCAAGGGCCAGAAGGUUGCUGUCAUUGCAUUGUUUGCGUUUGGUGCAAUGACCUGUCUGGCAUCCAUUUUCGUCCUCGUUGAGUCAUUCAAGUUCAAGUCGGAUUCAAAAGAGAUGACGUUACAAAUGGGACAGCACUAUGCUUGGUCAAUCGCCGAGUGCAAUUUUGCCGUCAUUGCUGCUUGUCUUCCCAUGCUUCGACCAGUCGCACGCAAGAUCCUCCCAGGCUCAUUCCUCACCUCCAACAGCGGCGGUCAAUCAACCCAAAUCAGCGCCCCCUUCAGCGCACCAUUCAGCAACGGCAUCCGCCUCACCAGCGUAUCCAAGACGCGAUCCCGCGAAAACGACGGCGGAAGCUCAACACACGAACUUUCCAACAACCCACCAGAUCUAUACGACAUAAGCGAAUGGCCACACGGUACACAAACCACGAUAUCAAGCCCUUUUAGGAAAUAUACAUCUGCGAAGGACUAUGAGAGCAGCGAGACGGGGAUCCGUGUUGACGAAGAGACGGCUGUUUCUGUACAACGGCGUGAUGAUGGUGUAUGAAACAGGGCGGCGACCCUCGGCGUUUUGGAUGUGAUAUCAGCGAGGCUGAGUUCUUUUUUACCUUAGAUACCACUGGAUAAAUACCAACAGAACCUUGAUUGUCAAGCAAAACGUCCAUUGCGUCGUAAGUUGUGUCAUCUGCGUCUCACUCCAAUGUGAGGUCGAAUUUGGGUUCUGCACCAGCACAACGGUGUCGGCCCGCCAGCCUCAACCUUUUCAGCAUUCCAGUUGCAUUCGCUUGCACGGAAUUAGCCAGACCCAAGC
Molecule: messenger RNA, 1804 nt
Organism: Fusarium odoratissimum NRRL 54006
Lineage: Eukaryota; Fungi; Ascomycota; Sordariomycetes; Hypocreales; Nectriaceae
Exons: 2
Coding region: 563-1540 (325 amino acids)
Source: RefSeq, a predicted model, not a curated record